AUGCACCAUGGUCGACUUUCGUUUGCGGCAGGCGACCUGCUGCUGGAGGGCUUCGAGGAGGAGGAGGUGAUCCUGGCGUGCGCGCUGCCGGCCGACUGGGCGUCUCCGCGGCGGCUGGGGCUGCUGGGGGGCCCGCCGUACGGCGCGGGGCCGGUGCCCGGGCUGGGGCCGGAGGCGCCGACGGCCGAGGCGGCGGAGGCGGCCGGGCUGCGCCUGCUCGAGAUGGACGCGGACGCGCGCUUCCUGGUGGCGCGCGCGCUGCCGUCGGCCGACGCCGAGCGCCGCCUCUUCCACACGCCGCUGCUGCGCGCCGCGCUCGCCCUCUGCCGCGAGCGCGGCGACGCGUGGCGCUGCCAGGUGAAAGUGACGCAUCACAUCUGCCCUCGAGUGGAACCUGCGCCGCUGCCCGCGCCCAUCCCGCCGCCGCCCGACGCCCCUCUGCCGCCCACGCCCCCUUCGGGGGGCGGCAAGGGGGGCUCUCGGGACUCGUCGGGGCGCCUGCAGCGGUCCCUGGCCAAACUUCGCUUCCCGACCAAGAAGUCGUCGUCGUUCACAUACACGGCCAGCGUGCGGCCGGAGCCGUCCCCUUCGCCGGCGCUCGCGCCCGCCCCCGCGCCGCCGCCGCGCAACCUGCCCGGGGCGCCUUCACGCGCCUGGGGCGGCGGCAGCAGCGGUGGCGGUGGCGGCCUCAUCGUCAGCGGCGGCGUGCCGGCGCUCGUCGCGCCCCUGGCGGACGAGGUGCCGUACUCGCACGCGCUGGACGCGCUGCCCGGCGCGCGAGGCGCCCCGCGCGGCGCGGACGAGAACCUGUACGCGGAGAUCUGCGACGCGCCGCCGCGACCGCCGCCCAAGGGCAAGCUGGAGAGCUUCUACCACUUGAAGGUGCGCAGCGUGGAACGCACCAAGGAGGACUGCUACUACGUGCAGCUGGACGACGGUCGCUACGCAGGCACUCUGUGCUCUCGAGCGGCCAGUGAGGGCGACUACGACACAGUGUGUUGAAGCACUCUUUCAGUAGGAACGAUUCGGUGCUAUCAAACCGCCACGAACUCCCACGUAGGGAACACUGGCAUACAUGAGCUAGAGGAAACUAAGAAAAUGUGCAAUGGUUUGCCUCAGAGAAAAAAAAAAAUGAAAGCCCAUCAUUUUAAAUAAUUUACUUCUAACGCAUCUCUUUUACUGUACGGUUUUCUGCGAAUGUCAUUGAGAGAAUAACGUUUCCAUAUCUCGUUUAGUUCCUCUGGUGCUCUGUACUAUUAUGUAAAUACAGCAGAGAAGAGUCUGCACUUUACUUUGCCAUCUAUAGACGGAAAUGGAAAGAAGUUAUGUUCGGAAGAAUGGAAAUUCUUAUAUACGUUUGUGAUAUUAGACUUUCCUUCCCACAAAUUUAGGAGAAUCUUUAUUCUCUCUCCAGAAGAAUUAGAGAAUGAUCUUCUUGCUUCUUACAAUCAAAGCAAGAGACUUCUGCUUCUGAAGACGAAGAUACUAGUGUGAAAAAAGGGAUUUCUACUACAUGUUCUUCGAGAUUCUCUGAAUUUUGUGUUGUUUGCUCAUACCUCUUUGAUGGAAGUUUGCUUUCUGAUGCUUACUGUAUGAUCUAAUUUACAUUUAAACUCGUUUUGAAAACAACAAGCAUUGCAUAUAUCUCAAUGAAAAAGAAAAUAUAUCAACAACAACAUGUUAAGAGUAUUUUGGUUUUCAAAAGAAACAAAUAUAAUUGUUUGAUGUAUUCAUGCUCGGUAUCUAAUGACAAGAUACAAGUAUUACUUGUGAAGACAAU
This is a messenger RNA of Gryllus bimaculatus (two-spotted cricket), 1780 nucleotides long. The record is from the annotation of a GenBank genome assembly. Lineage: Eukaryota; Metazoa; Arthropoda; Insecta; Orthoptera; Gryllidae.